This is a messenger RNA of Tuber aestivum (summer truffle), 2361 nucleotides long. NCBI's taxonomy places the organism in Eukaryota, Fungi, Ascomycota, Pezizomycetes, Pezizales, Tuberaceae. The record is from the annotation of a GenBank genome assembly.
AUGUCAAACAGAGUCCCAGUCCCAGACACCGGGAAGCUAAACGGCCACUGGAUUCUCGGCGAAAUCCUCGAUCACAUAUCCGAGUUCGUCGAGGACUUCCCCAACAUCGACUUCGACGACCUGAGCACCCUCGUCUCGGACGUCCGUGACCACAAAGCCGAUACCGAGACCCAACUCAGGCUCUUCCUGAAAGUCUUCCGAAAGACAAGGACAUACAAACAUGCCUUCAAAAUCCUCGACCCCCAGGUCAAACAGCAAAUCGACAGAUUCAUAGAGGGCGACUCCGCAUCGGAUGUCACACAGUCCGGGUUCGAAGUCCUUCCCAGCCCCGCUGCUAUCCAUCACUUCAAGGUCCUGGAAUCCAUCCUCGGGUGGGAGGAUGUACCCAAGAUCUACGAGGACAAGGCCGGGACUAAGGUCAUGGAGGUGUACGCCGAUAAGACAUUCGACAACUGGGGGCUGACGGUGCAAAAUAAACCCAAAUUCACCUUCAUCCCAACCACCAUCCUUGGACUGGAGAACCUCGUCAAGUACGCCGGGAAGGAGGGUCUCCGCAUUAGGUGCAGCGGCUACAGACACACUUGGGCCCCCAUGUUCUCCGCCGACAACGAGAUCUUGGUCUCGCUAUUGAAUAUUCAGAAGGCGACCCAGGUUCCGGACCCCUCAACGUUGUUUCCUCCCCCGCAAUCAAAUGCACUGAAUGAGCUUAAGAGUAUUCAAAUUGAUGAUCUUACGGUCCCUUCGAAGCCGGGGAAUAUAUGCGUUCGUGUUGGUUCCGCGGUUACUGCAGAUGAGUUUAGGAGGUGGCAGAUUGCCCACGGGACCUGGGCGCUGCCGAUGGAUGUUAUCCUUGUGGAGUAAGUUCUCGAUUCCAAAUCAUCAUAUGUCACUCGUGCUGAUUUUUCUUCCUCUGAACAGAGUCACUAUGGUAUAACACAUUUCUCUUUAGUCUAAAUGGGGAAUCGUUGUGAAGGAGUUUUACUGACCCUAAUGGCCUAGGGAGGAGCAAACGCCCCCAUCUGCCACGGCGCCGGGCGUGAACACAAGACUAUCUCCGACCAAGUCCGCAAAGUAGAAUACGUCGACGCGAAAGGCGUCCACCAAACCAUUUCAGACCCCGAACUUCUCAAAGCGGCCGCGGGCUGCUUCGGUCUUCUUGGUAUAGUUACCCAUCUAACCCUGGAACUCCAGCCAAUGUCCUACGCCGUGAUGCGUCCAGAGAAGCCGGAUAUCAACCUCGCUAUCCCACCCCUAAAACCUGAAGAUGUCCCUUUUGCUUUAAGAAAGACAUUCACGCCAGAACAGCUCGCCGAGGCUACCAGGCGCUUCGAAGAGCGUGUGGAGAAAGACUAUUAUUCCGAGUUCUUCUGGUUCCCGUUCCAGCAGAAGGCAUGGGUGCACUGCUGGAAUCCCGUAGACCACCAGGAGGGCGCGGAGCAGUACCCUCCUACAUUCGAGAUCUGGCUCCAGUGGAUUCAAGGAUGGCUUGGAGGAGUCAUCAUCGAGACGGAGUUCUUCAAGGCCAUCCCAGGACGCUGGCAGGCGGAGUUCCUGGCGACGCUCUCGAUGGCCGCAUUACCGCCCCAAUUCUUCGGGAAACACGAUACCGAGAUUAAGACUUCUAUGCCCGAUGCAUUGCAUUUUAGACGUGGUGUAAGUUCCUCCCCCUCACCCAUCUCAAUACGGGACGGAGGCAAUACUGGAGGGUCUUUUUUUAAAAAUAAAAAAAAUGUGACAGACCCAAAACAUGCGUUGCCGAGACAUGGAAUUCCAAAUCCCAAUCCCGAGCCGAAAAGAUGACCCCUCGAAGCCUGACUGGACGAUCGUCCAGCGCGCCUGGUGGGACGCCAUUAACCUCGUCUACUCCGACCCCGAAUCCCCUAUGCGCCUGACGCUGGAACUCCGCAUCAUGGCAGAUAGCGACAUCAUCAUGGCGCCCCAGCGCGGGAAUAAGCACGGAACCGCCAGCAUCGAGGUCCUGUCCAUCCCCGACGCGGUCAGCGAUGGAGAGUGGAAGCCAUUCUUGCAGCUCAUUGCCGACAAGUGGAUGAGUUAUGGGAAGAUCUAUGGACAGGAAUUGAAUGUUAGGCCACAUUGGGCCAAAGAAUGGUUUGUUACUCUCGCUCGUUCAUUCUUCGGUCCUGUUGUUUCUCUAACCGGUUGGGUAGGGAGGGGUUGAAUCUUGAUGGCAUUCCGGCCAGGAAGUAUCUCAAGACCGUUGCAUACAAGGAGGAGAUCCCUGAGUUCAGGGACACCUUGAAGAAGAUCGGGGAGGUGCAAAAGUGGCAGCUGUCGGAUCUUAAGAAGCUGUUUUCGAAUGAGCUUUGGGAUGACCUGGUGCUUGAUACCGUGCAAAUCUAG